This is a messenger RNA of Rangifer tarandus platyrhynchus (Svalbard reindeer), 546 nucleotides long. NCBI's taxonomy places the organism in Eukaryota, Metazoa, Chordata, Mammalia, Artiodactyla, Cervidae. The record is from the annotation of a GenBank genome assembly.
AUGAAACAUCUUAUUGUGUCUUCAAUCCCUGUGGUCCUCUUCCUAGCUCCAUCUCUGGCCCUGAUGAAUAUCAGUGACAACCAUCCUCUGGAUGGAUCUGUUGGGACCCAGAGCAUCCAUGUCAAUGCCUUUCGAGGUAUGGUCAGCAUCAGAGACAACAAUGUUUUGAGUGAAUGGGAUGGAGUCUUGGACUACAAGAAUGCCCUCUUGGUGGCUAAGUUGUUUAGCAAGAUGGCCUGUGUCCUGGCCAAGAUGGAUGAAGCUGUCUUCCCAACUUUGGAUGACAUUGUUAAGGCCCUGGACCACCAGACUUCAAAGCAUUAUCCAGCUACUCACGGCCUGACCUACACUGUUUUACCCAACCGGGUCAAGAACUUAGCCCAGUUCGGAGCACCCAUCAAGGACAUGUGCCGAGCGGUCCCCACUUAUUUUGCCCAACAGCAAAAAGAAGGUACUGCACUGGCUAUUGACCCGGAUUCCUGUUUUGAAAUCCAAAUCCUGUCCUUCCUGGGACUCUCCAUCUGUGGGGAGAUACCUGGGCUCUGA